UCUCCCGCGUCUGGCAGUAUAGCUACCCAUAUCCCCAACUUCCCGGCGGAACUGUCUCUCUCUCUUUGUCUUUCUCUUUCUUCUCAUAAUACUGUUUGUUCCAAAUGAAAACACUGAUAAAGAUGCAAAGAAAAGAAGCAGAUGAGCUGCCGCCUCAGGUGCCAAUUUCUUGGGUCGAAAUCUCCAGUUCGGUUUCUCGCCAAUUCCAAUUUGAACCUGAUGGUAAGCUGUCGGUCAAGAUGGUUGAUGACUCAAGACCAGUUGCACAGAGAAUGGUUGAAUCCUUUCUGAAUAAAUUUUUUCCAUCUGGUUAUCCUUAUAGUGUGAAUGAGGGCUAUCUGAGAUACACACAAUUUCGAGCACUGCAACACUUCACAAGUGCAGCAUUAUCUGUUUUGUCGACUCAGUCACUGCUAUUUGCUGCAGGCUUGCGUCCUACUCCUGCUCAAGCAACUGCAGUGAGCUGGAUAUUAAAGGAUGGCAUGCAGCAUGUGGGAAAGCUCAUAUGUAGCAACUUGGGUGCACGGAUGGAUUCUGAGCCUAAACGUUGGAGAAUUUUAGCUGAUGUUCUGUAUGACUUGGGGACUGGUUUAGAGGUUAUGUCUCCUUUAUGCCCACAUCUGUUUCUUGAAGUAGCCGGCCUUGGCAAUUUCGCAAAGGGAAUGGCAGUUGUUGCAGCUAGAGCAACAAGAUUGCCGAUAUAUUCUUCAUUUGCCAAAGAAGGAAAUCUUAGUGAUCUAUUUGCUAAAGGCGAGGCUAUUUCCACUCUUUUUAAUGUUCUCGGGCUCGGAGCAGGAAUUCACUUAGCAUCUAAUAUUUGUUCAUCAAUGCAGGGAAAGUUGGUUGUUGCGCCGCUGCUGUCUAUUAUGCACGUUUACAGUGUCUGUGAAGAAAUGCGAGCUACUCCUGUCAACACAUUAAAUCCGCAGAGAACUGCAAUGAUUGUUGCCGAAUUUGUGAAGACUGGAAAAAUCUCAAGUCCUGCUGACCUAAGAUAUCAAGAAAAUCUCGUAUUUCCUGGAAGGCUGAUAGAGGAUGCUGGAAAUGUGAAGGUGGGAAGGUCUCUGCAUGAAGUAGUUAGCCCUUCAAAGCUGCGACAAUUUAAAGAAACAUUUCCGGAGGAAAAGUUCCUUUUAAACCGUGGAAGUAGAUGGACUGAUAUGAUACUGGAGCACGAUGCAACUGGUGAAGAUGCACUGAGGGGUUGGAUGGUUGCUGCUUAUGCUUCAGAUAUGGAACGAUUAGCUAGGGAACCAAGUACAAAUAUCUCACAAGAGGCUUAUGAGAAGAUGAAUUCUGUGUUCUCCCCAUUUUUAGCUGAGCUGCAGGCAAAAGGGUGGCAUACUGAUCGAUUUCUUGAUGGUACUGGAAGUCGUUUUGUGUUUUAGUUCUGUAAGUAUCAAAUUCUUGGUACUUUGUUAUCCUCUUACAUCGGUAUAGUAUAUUGUCACGAAGACACAAGAUUCACUGCAUCAUUUAGGAAGACUUUGGAGAAAAUGUGUCUUGUGAAAGCAAUACAGAAUCUCUUACUACUGAGACAAAAUGUAAGCAAGAGACUAUUUUUCUUUCCUUUCAAAACAUGCACAAUUUGUUUAAGGUGGCAAUGUCCAUGAAAAAAUAACAUGGUUUUUCCUCUGAUCACUAUAUCAAAAAGGCAUUUGAUAAUUCCAAUUUAUUGGGAGUUCAA
Nicotiana attenuata is the source of this 1687-nucleotide messenger RNA. RefSeq names its product protein root UVB sensitive 2, chloroplastic. Gene Ontology annotation, cellular component: chloroplast envelope. The record is from RefSeq and is a predicted model, not a curated record. Lineage: Eukaryota; Viridiplantae; Streptophyta; Magnoliopsida; Solanales; Solanaceae. The transcript has 10 exons. Bases 105 to 1388 code for a protein of 427 amino acids. Gene Ontology annotation, biological process: auxin polar transport; response to UV-B.